CCACAGUUCUCGUGCGGCAGUCUGACGACCACCACCACACCAAACAAACCUCACCGGGCCAAGCGGCCGGGGCGCCCGUCCGUCCGUCCCACCGUCCUCUUCCCCUUGCUGCUGCCAGAUAGCGCAACGGACCAUGGCCGCCGUGGCAGGCCCCACCGUCCUCCGGCUCCGCCCCAGGGCCGCCUCCCUGUCCGCGCCGGCCAUCUCCGCCCCUCCUCGCUGCCGCCUCAGCUCCGUAGCCUGCUCCUAUCCCAAGGCAAUCCCCUCCUCCUCGUGCUCAAACGCCUAGAGCAUUUUUCCUCUACCUGUAUGACCUCCUCUUUCGUGCUUGGUUAGCGAUUAGCUUGCAGGAUCAUUUGCAGUUCAGAGGGUAAAUGGAAGUAGGAUGCAGUACUUGGGCACUCCAAAAGAACAAGUUCUAAGGAGCUCCAGCAACCAUGAUGGACAUAGUAAGCGAAUUGUUUCCUGCACUGCUAGCGACAAACAGGAGCCAAUUGCUUCGCUUACCUCGGACACACCGGUCUUAGAAGAUACCAAUAGUAAUACUGCAGAUUCCUCUGCAUCUUUGGGCUCCGAUUUUACUGAGAGGAGUGCUGGAAAACCGGGAUUCAUCUCAUUUCAUGGCGGCAGCUCUCAAACGUUAAGUGUGGAGGGUGUGCCACAUCCUGGCAAGGAAGCAUCUAGAUUAGUAUGGUUUGUUGGUCCAACUAUUCUUGUGGCAUUCUUGGUUCUUCCAUCGCUUUACCUGCGCAGAGUACUCUCAGCCGUGUUUGAGGAUUCCCUGUUGACAGAUUUCCUUAUACUAUUCUUCACUGAGGCUCUGUUUUACGGAGGAGUCGGGAUUUUUGUCCUGUUAAUUGAUAAAGUCUGGAGACCUUUGCAGCAGGUAGCACCUAAGAGCUACAUCUGGUCAAAAGCUAGGUUUUUCCGAAUUUCUUCAGUAACAACGAUGGUUCUAAGCCUGAUAAUACCGCUUCUGACAAUGGGCAUGGUUUGGCCCUGGACUGGUCCAGCAGCUUCAGCUACUCUUGCACCUUAUCUGGUAGGUCUUGUUGUACAAUUCGUAUUCGAGCAGUAUGCACGGCAUCGGAAAUCACCUUCUUGGCCAGUUAUCCCUAUUAUCUUUAAGGUCUACAGGCUUCACCAACUGAACAGGGCAGCUCAACUGGUGACAGCACUCACCUUUUCUGUUAGAGGAACUGAGGCAACAAAUCAAACUUUGUCUAUCAUGAACUCCUUAGGGGCACUACUGACUGUUCUUCAAAUUCUUGGCGUUAUCUGUGUAUGGUCACUCUCGAGCUUUCUGAUGAGGUUUCUUCCCUCUUCAGACAUUCCAGAUCCUUGACUCAUAGGCUCAUAGCACAGCAAUUAAAGUAGUCAAUGAAUAUAGCCUCCUCACUGUAAAUUGAUCUACCUGGAGCCAGUUUAUACAUCUGCAGAGGUUAUCUUUAGUUUAGGGGUUAAACUGCUUCAGCUGAUGAACUGCAGAGAAAUUGUCUGAUUUGUCGGUCUGGAAUUGAAUAAACUGAAAAAAAAAAAGAGCUGAUCUGUUGGCUCUUUAGGAUGUUCGAUGCA
Triticum urartu is the source of this 1575-nucleotide messenger RNA. RefSeq lists its product as uncharacterized. Gene Ontology annotation, cellular component: chloroplast. The record is from RefSeq and is a predicted model, not a curated record. NCBI's taxonomy places the organism in Eukaryota, Viridiplantae, Streptophyta, Magnoliopsida, Poales, Poaceae.